Protopolystoma xenopodis is the source of this 381-nucleotide messenger RNA. Lineage: Eukaryota; Metazoa; Platyhelminthes; Monogenea; Polystomatidea; Polystomatidae. The record is from the annotation of a GenBank genome assembly.
AUGCAGGCAGCUGAAAAGCGUCAGCUUGACUCCAUAAAGUCGUUGUAUGCCUCUGCUUUUAAGUUGAAGCUUAAGUUGCAGGAAUUGAUGUUUAAAUUAGAAACUCAGGGUGAAAGAUGUGACUGGCCAAAUUAUCUUAAUACGCUAGGACUAUGUGCCUCAGAAUUGAAUGAAAUUCGCAAAUUUGUUGAAUCUGAAAGAUUUCCUCAGGCAGAUUCUCUUGUCCUCACGCCUUUGCUGCUUAGCCCUGAUCCUGAUCCCAUUUUAGGUAAAGCAACCGAAGAAAGGCUGUCCGUCUUUAAUCACGACUCGGUACCACAGUAUUUACGCACUCGCCUGGAUCCGCAUGUAAGUUGCCUUUUAAAUUUCUUCCUCUUUUGA